UUCUCUAAAGAUAAUGCUCUCCGCCUCUCCCUAUCUGCUUUCCAGCCAUCUUCCUUUCUCCGGCCACGGCGGCGACCGGAGGCUCUUCCACCGUCCACAUUAUUCAUAAAAGUCUUUUAUCUCUCUUUCCAUUCCUCGGUCCGUCUUGGUCUGGAGUUCGGUCUUCUUUCCACCUCGAAAUUGCAGGCUACGUGUUUGUUGAAAUGCCGAACUGAAUACUCAGCCCUGCUGCUCUUCUUCUCUCGCAGUUUUUUCGAUAUUAGGAUUUUACAAGGUCGAAGCAGGCUCCUCCGGACACGAACCCUGAUGAUGUGUGGUGCAAGAUAGUGGCUUGAAUGCGAAACCACUUUGCUUUAAUUUCUGGUCUUUUUUCUGACAGAUUAGCUUGUUGGACGAACCAGAGCAUAAGAAGAAAAAGCUAAUGACACCAACCAGUAAUGUUCUGAGUGAUGAUAGCCGAUGCUAACGAUGGAGUCCUGAUUGCUUUACCUAGAGAAUAACUAUGAUAUGCAUUGGAUAGUUUAAGUAGGUCAACAAUAUCUCUUGCCUCGGCCGUCUUGAUGGUGAUCCAGUGGCAGAUCUGAGAUGCAUUCAUCUUCAGCAGCAUUGGCAGAUCUGCUUGGUCUUAUAGGUCUCUUACGAAAUUUUCUAAGGCACCUUAGGAGGACUUGGGUGCUUGUUCAUGUCGUCGAUGCAGCUGUAGAGGAAGACCAUGUGAGUGAUUACAGAAUCGUCAGAGAAGCAGGGAAAGGAUUCAGGGUAAAGGAGAAGCUGAAGCAGAUUCGAGCUGCUUCAACUUGAAACACAAAACCAAGAGGUCCAAAUGAGUCCACCAUUCGAGCUAUUGGACUAUAAUCCUGUUAUCUUGUAAGAUGAACUCUGUGAAUACUAAAUUGUAAUGUGAUCAUUCCUAACUAAAUUUAGGAUGCACAUUUCCCGUCCACUCUGAAUGAAUGUAUCUAACAAAGUAGUAGUAGUAACUAUCCGACACCUCAGAAAUAAAACGUCGUCUUCUGCGUCCGACAUUGAAUAGUAGCGCCCCCAUUUCUGGCACAUGCUUACUGAGAGAUAUGGUGGUGUUGUCAGCAGCCAAGUAACAGAUGAUGAUGCUAAACAAGGUACGGAAGUCGUUGUACCUUUGAACUCUUCCACUCUGUAA
This is a messenger RNA of Linum tenue, 1159 nucleotides long. NCBI's taxonomy places the organism in Eukaryota, Viridiplantae, Streptophyta, Magnoliopsida, Malpighiales, Linaceae. The record is from the annotation of a GenBank genome assembly.